Molecule: messenger RNA, 1809 nt
Organism: Lolium perenne
Lineage: Eukaryota; Viridiplantae; Streptophyta; Magnoliopsida; Poales; Poaceae
Product: sugar transport protein MST3
Biological process (GO): monosaccharide transmembrane transport
Cellular component (GO): membrane
Molecular function (GO): monosaccharide transmembrane transporter activity
Source: RefSeq, a predicted model, not a curated record
AAGCAGCUUCACCACCCCAUCUCCUCUCAGGCUCUCACCACAUUCGUGUACCAAACGUUCAGUAGCUUAUUUUGGGCAUACAUACAUCUCUUGUAGUACUUCUCUGAGUCGACCAUGGCCGGCGGCGCCGUCGUGAGCACCGGCGGGAAGGACUACCCCGGCAGGCUCACCCUCUUUGUCUUCUUCACCUGCGUCGUGGCCGCCACCGGCGGUCUCAUCUUCGGAUAUGACAUCGGUAUCUCGGGCGGUGUUACGUCCAUGAACCCUUUCCUGGAGAAGUUCUUCCCGGAGGUGUACCGGAAGAAGCAGGGCUCGAACUCGACUAACCAGUACUGCAAGUACGACAACCAGCUGCUCCAGACCUUCACCUCCUCCCUCUACCUCGCGGCGCUCGUCUCCUCCUUCUUCGCCGCCACCGUCACCCGCGUCGUGGGCCGUAAGUGGUCCAUGUUCGCCGGAGGGUUCACCUUCCUCGUCGGCGCCGCGCUCAACGGCGCAGCCCAGGACAUCGCCAUGCUCAUCAUCGGCCGUAUCCUCCUCGGCGUCGGCGUCGGAUUCGCCAAUCAGUCUGUGCCGGUGUACCUGUCGGAGAUGGCGCCGGCGCGUCUCCGGGGCAUGCUCAACAUCGGGUUCCAGCUCAUGAUCACCAUCGGCAUCCUGGCGGCGGCGCUCAUCAACUACGGCACCAACAAGAUCAAGGCCGGGUACGGGUGGCGCAUCAGCCUUGCCCUUGCCGCGGUGCCGGCAGGGAUCAUCACUAUCGGCUCCCUCUUCCUCCCCGACACCCCCAACUCCCUCAUCGAGCGCGGCCACCCGGAGGCGGCGCGCCGCAUGCUCAACCGCAUCCGCGGCAACGACGUGGACAUCAGCGAGGAGUACGCCGACCUGGUGGUGGCCAGCGAGGAGUCCAAGCUGGUGCAGCACCCCUGGCGCAACAUCCUGGACCGCAAGUACCGCCCGCAGCUCACCAUGGCGAUCAUGAUCCCCUUCUUCCAGCAGCUCACGGGGAUCAACGUCAUCAUGUUCUACGCGCCCGUCCUGUUCGAGACGCUGGGCUUCAAGGGUGACGCGUCGCUCAUGUCCGCCGUCAUCACGGGCCUCGUCAACGUCUUCGCCACACUCGUGUCGGUGUUCACCGUCGACAAGCUGGGCCGACGGAAGCUGUUCCUGCAGGGCGGCAUGCAGAUGCUGGUGAGCCAGCUGGUGGUGGGCACCCUCAUCGCCGUCAAGUUCGGGACCAGCGGCGUCGGGGACAUGCCCAAGGGCUACGCGGCGGCGGUGGUGCUCUUCAUCUGCGUCUACGUCGCCGGCUUCGCCUGGUCGUGGGGUCCCCUCGGCUGGCUGGUGCCCAGCGAGAUCUUCCCGCUGGAGAUCAGGCCGGCGGGGCAGAGCAUCAACGUCUCCGUCAACAUGCUCUUCACCUUCGUCAUCGCGCAGGCCUUCCUCACCAUGCUCUGCCACCUCAAGUUCGGACUCUUCUACUUCUUCGCCGGAUGGGUCGUCAUCAUGACCGUCUUCAUCGCCCUCUUCCUGCCGGAGACCAAGGGGGUGCCCAUCGAGGAGAUGGUGCUCGUCUGGAAGGGACACUGGUUCUGGAACAGAUUCAUCGGAGACCACGACGUCCACGUCGGCGCCACCAAUGGCAAGGCCACCGCAUAGACUGCAUUCUCACCGUCGUGUACAUUAAUUUCUUUUCCCUCGCUGCUCUGUGUGUAUCCAACCGUAGAUGCCUAGGUGGUCGAUUGUGUGUUUGUGUUUCGCCGAUUCUUGCACUAAUUAAGAUGUAAUCAAUGGCUAUUAUUAUGAUUA